Diachasmimorpha longicaudata is the source of this 3563-nucleotide messenger RNA. It is a transcript of the gene Ythdf, whose product is annotated as YTH domain-containing family protein 1-like. Gene Ontology annotation, molecular function: N6-methyladenosine-containing RNA reader activity; mRNA binding. The coding region runs from base 666 to 2774 and encodes 702 amino acids. The transcript has 5 exons. Gene Ontology annotation, cellular component: cytoplasm. Gene Ontology annotation, biological process: mRNA destabilization. The record is from RefSeq and is a predicted model, not a curated record. Lineage: Eukaryota; Metazoa; Arthropoda; Insecta; Hymenoptera; Braconidae.
UAUAUCGGGGGGUCAGUGCACGUCACGCAAUUAUAAUACCCUCCCGUACAUCUCUCUCACCCAAGAUCAAUCGUAAAAUCCAUAAAAAAAGAACUCUAAAACAAUCACCGGUAAUCACCGAAAUCCCAAUGUACAUCAUUGUCCCGCCAGUGACUUUCCUGUGAACUCACUCAAUAAUAGAAGUUAUUUUAUUGUCCAAAACUGCCAGACAGGCUCCCUACAAGCCGGGGGGAGUUGUGGAGCGAGACGGAAGAUUUUUUUGUUGGGUGGAAAGAGAAAAGACAGAAAUUAGAGGAGUGAACUGUGAGUGGUGAAAAAGAAUAAAAAAAAGUUAGUGCCGCUGAGAGACUCAACUGGGGGGAGUUGCGUUUUCGGGUAUUUGUGAAGGACAAUUGCCUUAUUCAUCGUCUUCAUCGGCGACGUCCCCGUGGACGUGUGCCCCACGUCUACGUCAUAAAUAACUUUAUUCCAACGAUUUUAACCUUUUGAAAAAUAUUGUACCCAACAUACUGUGGUUUGUUGUGGCCCCCAGUGUCAACGAUUAACUCCUCAAGGACUCCGGAGAAUGCAUUAGCAUUAGUCCAGUUUAAUGAUAAGAGUGAUUUUACGAUUGCAAUUUAUCUUAAAAGGGUGAGACUGGAGUAAUAGUUGUUAAUCGUCAGGUUAUGUCAGCUGGAUCGGCAGGUGCUGUGCCAGAUCAGCGGAUGAAAGGACAAACCAAUAGUCAGGCGAGCAAUGGUCCCAAGGAACAUCAGGCACAGCAACAACAAGGAGGUGAUCAUGCUGGGGACGAUGCAUCAUUUGAUUCAUGGAGAGGAGGGAAUAAUACACAGCACCACUCCAACUAUCCCAUCGGCACUGGUGAACCGUAUCCUUACUAUGCUGGCACUUCGUUUCCAUACCAAACAUUCGGUGCGGGCGAUGGCACAUGGUCAAAUGGCACUGAGUCAGUAGCCUUUCUCUCUGGUUAUGGCGGCCAAAUGAGCCACGAUGCAUACGGUAUGGAUCAGAUGUUCUCCACUGGUGCUGGCGGCGCAUUCGGGGGCUUUGGACAGCCUGCAUUUACUAAUUAUUUUCCAGGAAAUGGUGAUUUCAACGCAUGGGGUACAACCCCUCGAAAGGCUCGUUACGAGGACUACUACCCCCAGCCCCGUAACCAAGACGGCACAUACCCAGCCAACGACAUGAAAAACCUUGAGCAAACAGUUCAGGGUUUAUCCCUCGGUGAACUCCCGCGUCAUGAUCAGAGUAUGUCUUCCAACCAGUCCUCGAAAGCCGAGCCUAAGGAGCAGCGUAAGAUCACUUGGGCAAGUGUAGCCAGUCAGCCAGCGAAACCAGUGCCCCCCGUGUCCGCGAAUCCCGGCAUGAAGAAGAAAGCAGGAAUGCCACCGCCCCCAAUAGUCCCCGGCAAACACAAUAUGGACAUUGGGACCUGGGGUGAGGGUAAAUCAUCAGCUCCACCGCCCCCCAAAGCCCCCCUCCCACCGCAAAUCCAGCUGCCAGUUGCUGCCCCAGCUCCACCGAUUCAAAGACAACCACCAACGCCUCCACCAAGCUGGAAGCAUCCAGGAUCCCUCUCAACGCCUCCCACAAAUGUUGGACCGCCUCAGGCUAUUCCCCCGUCUGUUCAAGCUGCACACCAUCCUGGAGGAUCUCCUCAGCAGCAACAGCAGCAGCAGCAGCAGCCGCCACCUGCACAGCAAGUGGUGCACAAUCCUCCGACACAUCGUCCAACUCAUCAGGGAGGGCAUCCAGGACAUCAAGGACACCAAGGAGGUCAUUACGGCCAUCAAACCCACCAGCCCCAUCCGUCUCAUGGACAUCUACAGGCCCCGAAUCAGCCGCAAAAUCAGAAUCAAAACCAGAAUCACCACAACCAGAACCAGAACCAGAAUCCGCAUCAACACCAGCACUCAGCUCCCUUGCAGCACCAGCCUCAAUCCCAUCAAUCCAAUCAAUAUCAGUCACAGCAAGUGACAGCAGUGAACAUUUCUCAUCCGGUUCUAGAUGAAUUGAAAGUCAAGAAUGAUUACAAUCCUAUCGAGUUCGAUCAGACAGCACCUGGUGCAAAAUUUUUCGUGAUUAAAUCGUACUCUGAGGACGAUAUUCACAGAUCUAUCAAGUAUGAGAUCUGGUGUAGCACUGAACAUGGAAAUAAAAGGCUCGAUCAAGCUUACAGAGAUGCUGUGAGAGAGGGAGCACCUCUGUAUUUGUUCUUUUCAGUUAAUGGCUCAGGACAUUUCUGCGGAAUGGCUCAGAUGGUAUCAUCAGUCGAUUACCAGAGUAGCAGCUCGGUUUGGUCCCAGGACAAGUGGAAGGGACAGUUUAGAGUGCGUUGGAUAUACGUAAAGGACGUGCCCAACAUGCAGUUGAGGCACAUUGAAUUGGAGAAUAAUGAAAAUAAACCAGUUACAAACUCGAGAGAUGCUCAGGAGGUGCCCUAUGCCAGGGGGAUUCAAGUAUUACGGAUUCUUCAUUCUUAUCCCCAUUCAACGAGUAUUUUCGAUGAUUUUGGACAUUACGAGAGGAGACAGGCGGAAGAGGAUCAGAGGAAGGUGCCGGUGAUGGGUAUGCAUCAUCAGGCGCAUUCACCUCCGCCUAUGGGAGGGCACAGGGGAAGACCCCAUGGGGAUAUGGCCAGACAUCCCCCACAUCAUCAGGGACAUCCAAGCCAUCAAGGACAUCAGCCACAUCCGCCUCAUCGUCGAUCCUCGUUCGUGUUCCAGGAACGUGAUGGUGGUCGCGGCAGAGGACGAGGAAUGCCACGUCAGUAGCAAUGGUUAACCCACUGCAUCUAUAAUACUGUUAAUAAUGAAAAAAUGAGAUAAACAGCUAUACACAAGGUGAAGCGGAUAAAGAGGACCUAUUACUUAUUUACCCAAGGAGAAAAAAAAACAAGUAAACUCUGCAUGUGUGAGCACGACAUUUUUGCCGGACAAAGAAACAAACAAAAAAUGGGACUUUGAUAAAAAAAAAUAUAAAAAAUAACGAUGAAGAAGGAUGGAAUACAACUGACGGAGAAAUAACUCAGCAAUGAAGAUAAAUGAUAAAAAAAAUUCAGCUUAAAAUUAUUUUUCUCAGUAUGCAAAAACUGUUUGUUCAAUUGAUACAAAUAAUUAUUGAUUGAGUGAAAAAGAAAAAAAUAAUCGCCACCCAGUGGACAAUUGAAAAUUCAGUGCCUGCGGCCUCACAAUGGGGAGGGGAAACAAAUAUGAAAAUGAAGAACAGCAAGAUGUAAUUUCGAAUGAGAAAUGAAAUUUUUAUGUUAUCAUGUGUAAUUGAAAUGACACGAAUGCAAAGCAAGAUUAAGCAAACAGAAGGAGUGAAUUUAAUAAUUUCUGUCAAUCUUUUUUUUCUUCUGAAGAAAAUCUCUUUUUUUGUCAAUUUUUUUAAUUGUCUAUUCAUAAAGACACAAUGAAAAUAAAUAAAAAUUAUUACAAUUAUGCGAAUGAAAGAACGUGGAAGAUACUAUUAGAUAGAUUGUGAUGUAUAAUGGAAGGAUGUAGAAAAAAUGAAAGAAAAAAGACAAAAUGGAAGAACAUUAUCAUUAUUUUAUUGAUCAA